Messenger RNA from Heterotrigona itama, 2613 nucleotides. Lineage: Eukaryota; Metazoa; Arthropoda; Insecta; Hymenoptera; Apidae. The record is from the annotation of a GenBank genome assembly.
AUGUCGUUGUUCAAGACGAAAGAGUGGUGGCGAACGAGGUGCGGGGCGAACGAAACGUUCGACAGGCACAGCUUGCUGGCAGCGCCGUUAUUUGGAAAGGAGAGGCAGGACAUCCUGGUGGUGGGAAGCCACGAUGGUUACCUGAGAAUGUACAGCCCGUCGUCGCAAUGGGUGGACGAGACAAAGUCGCCGACCAACUACAAGUCGACGGACCUGAUGAUCGAGACUCGGUUGGACGAUUGCAUCGUGGACUUGAAGGCGGGCAGAGGCUCGCAAGAUUUACGGCUGGCGGUGUUGACGGCCUCCAAGUUGACGGUGUUCGACGUGGCUCUGGUCGAGGAAUCCAGCGAAUACGGCUUGCCUCUGGGGGAUCGUUGCGAGCUGAAGAUCGCCUACGAGCACCGGCUGCCGAGGUUCCCAGCCUCGUUGACGGUGGGACCAUUCGGCGGCGUUCGCGGCAGAGACUUUUUGUGCGUUCAGUGCCUGGACGGGACGCUCCUGUUCUACGAGCAAGAGGUGUUUGCGUUCGCUCAAGCGACGAGGAAUCGAUUGCUGGCCGAGCCGAUCGUGUACGUCCCGCGAUACGAUUUGUUCGUCGCCGCCAGCUCCUCCUGGUGUCUCGAGUGUCACAGGCACGUGCUAGCUCGUCGCGGCACCAGAGUCGUGUACCAAAGCAUGGCCGAGUGGUCGAGAAACAAGAAGGAACGGAUCGACGCGAACAACGCCAACAACAAUCUCGAGCCAGAUUCGACGUACAACGUCGGCGAAGCGGUUCUCGGUAUCGAGGUUGUCACUCUGAGCAGCUUCGAGGUCGGGAUCGUGGUUCUCGGCGAGAGACACCUCUACUGCCUCAGGGACAAUUGCACGUCGGUCAAGUACGCCAAGAGGCUGGAGUACAAGCCGCUUUGCUUUCGAGCUUACGUUAUCGAGCCGGACGGCAAGUUGAUGGUGCUGGUGAUCGCCGACACGAGCACUCUGAUGAUCUACGAGGGUAGCACGCUCAGAUGGUCGGCCCAGCUGCCGUUCGCACCCGUCACCGUCGCCAGAGUUCAACUGGAGCACCUGCACGGCGUGAUCGUGAUCUUGUCGGCGGACGGUCGACUGGAAGCUUGUUAUCUGGGCUCGGAGCCGAGCUUGUUCGUCGCGCCGCCGCUUCAUCCACGUGGUUACGAUUACGCGGCCGCCGAGCGAGAGUUGUCGGAGCUGCGAGCUACCGUGUCGAGCAAGAGCAAACAGACUGAGGAUCGAACCAGCGACGCCGGGACGGACGCUGAGUUGAUGGUGUCGGUGAACGCGUCGCUCGACUCGGAUCGUCCGGAGAUCGAGAGGGAGAGCGAGGCCGAGGUCGAGUCGCGACCGAUCUGCAACGUGGCGAUCGAGCUGUCCUCGUACGCGACUCUCGACGACGUUCAAGUGUGCGUCGACGUUUCGAAACCGCUGCUCGUCACCGACGAUUUCUACGCUCUAACGAGUCUCUGUGAGUCGAUCUCUCGCGAGGAUCGCUCGCCGAUCAACGGCGAACGACACGUGACCAAGAUUCAAGUGUACCUGGAUAGAGAUUGGCCAGUUUUCUCGUUGGACGUCUCGGUGACGGUGACCUAUCGAACGGACGCGGGUGUUCUGAGAGUGGUGCGAAAGACCAGCCAACUGCCUCUGAAGACCGUGCUGAGAAGCUGCCCUCCGGACAGCUCGGCCUCUUUUGUCACCGUGGUGAAGAGCGACGCUCCUCCGCUUGCCUUCACCCAGCUCUUUCCCGAAUUCAGCGCGGACCAGUGUCAGAGGCAAGGAUGGAACGCGCUGGGGUUGCGGCAGGUGCACACUGGCCAGAAGGUGACGGUGGUGUCUGGGAAUCGGUAUCGAGUGCAGUCCAACGACGGCUCGUUCUCCGUGCUGGUGGUUCGUCGACUGAUGGACAGAUGGAGGGGCAAGAGCGAGGGGAAAGCGACGGUCGAGGCGUCGAGCGUCGGGCAGAAUCACAUGCGAUCGGUGCAUCGACGGAUAGACGAGCAUUUCGCGGCUCGGCGAGAGAUCGACAGGAUAACGAACGAGAUCGGGCUGCUGACCAGCCAGCUGAGGAACGUGGAGAGAAGGAUGCUGCGAGCCGCGAGGGAAAGAAACGAGGGGUCUCUGGCCGACACCGGCUUGCCGUUUCUUUUCGAUCGCACCUGUCGCGCGAUCUUUGCCCUCCUCGAGGAUCUCGCGAAAGCGCGAACUGUGCGAGAACGAGCGGGCCACGAGCUUCGAUGCUCGGUGGAGUUGUUGCUGCUCGUGACGACGAGGUGGAACGCGAGCGACGACGAGAGGUACGAGGCACUGCGGGCAGCGAUCGGCUUCGAGCCUCGUGCGUCCGAUCGACUGGAUUGGGAGGAGAUGGCCGAUGCGGCGCUGGCAGCUUUGCUCAAGUCCACCUCGAGGAAGUCCGCGACCAGCUCGGAGACGAUGAGCUCGCCCGCGUGGAACGCGCUCACCCCUAUCGCCUCGAGCAGGGAGCUGAGCAAGCUGAAGACGCGGCUGGCGCACGCGAUUGGCCGACUGGCGGGCGCCAGGGAAUCCGACAUCGCCGAGAUGGAGGCCAACGAUGGCAACGAGCACGUCGUCGAGUUAUCCGCUUAA